AUGAUGGUGUUCUAUGUUCACUGCUGCGUGUUGCUCCUCUGGAGCUUCUACCCGGUCUGCUACUCUUACAUCGACGACGAUACGAUUGAAAGAGCCAUGGAGGGUGAAUGGGUUGCUCUACAAGGCAGUGACGAUGAAGCAUUGAUCAAAGUGGCGGAGCUGAAAGAUGCUGGUUCUUCUUUUGAUGCAGCAGAAUCGUUUUGUCGAGAACAUGAAUCCCAUCUGACGUCUGUUCUAUCCGAAAACGAAUUGAACUUUAUAGGAGAGCUAGUGCACAGGGGCCAUCAACGUCAAGGAGGUCGUGAAGAAGAUAAUGUGUAUGCAGUGACAGGCUUGCGGGUUCAAGCUUUGGAGUGGAUUGAUGGUUCUCCAAAUGGCUUCGCUUCAUCGGCUAUAACGGAAAAGCAUGAGACGUGUUACGGCAUUCAUGCGCGUGGUGUUGAACCCUCCUACUUUCUGAUAAGUGGUUGUGAUCUAACGGCUACGGAUCUUAACGGACGUAACUACUUUGUGUGCCGAAAAUAA
Molecule: messenger RNA, 525 nt
Organism: Ostertagia ostertagi
Lineage: Eukaryota; Metazoa; Nematoda; Chromadorea; Rhabditida; Trichostrongylidae
Source: the annotation of a GenBank genome assembly